GAUGUUGGCUUAGGGGGAUCUGCCUGCAGGGUGGAAGCCCUUUCUCUCUGUGGUGUGGAGAGAGAUAGAAGCUCUCCCCCUCAUAAGAAACUUUACAUAUUGCUGAGAUGCCAGGCCAAAGUAGCAGUUCCAGAGCCUUUAUGUCCCCCAACAGAAAUAUGAAUAGGGAUUACUCCAUAGGCAACAGCCCCACUUUAAAAUAUGCUGUCCCAUUGUCCCCCAGAGCCUGCUUUAACUUGUCAGACCAUGUGUUCUGCUUGGUAUGGAAGCUGCAUUCACUGUGCCCAUAGGUGGCUAGACAAAUGCCCAACUGCUCCCUGAAGCAGCUUCAUUACGCAGCCUUGACAGUCACCCCCAGCCCUCCCUCCUCUCACACUGAAACACCCAGACCCGGAGACAGCAUGACACACCUAGACACCUGCGUAAUGCCUAGCGCUCAGAUGUGUGCACACAAUACACAACACACAGCCACACACACACGGAUAGAUAAGUACGUUUAUAUACCCCCUUCUGUUACACAAAGAGCCCCGCCCACACACAUACCAUUCAGGUUGACAGCAUCACAUGGAUCCAACCACAAGCACCACUGACACCCCUUCCCACAAACACAUCGCUUUUUGAACCAUCUUUCCUUGGAUGAAGUUGAAGGGAAUGGUGGAGCAGCGAAAGUCAUCAGCUGCCCUUUCCCUCCUAUUUCCCAGCAGGUCUCUCAUCUCUGUUUCACACUUCACCUCUGGCCCCCUCUUCCUUCCUUGUGCUUGAAGAAUCCCUUCUUGCUGGGAAAUCCUCUGGUUUCUCAGCCUCCCUUUCCAUCUUUGGGAAAAUACCCACUUUCUGGUCCCCACCUUCUUCCUUUCUCAAAUGCAGGUCCCCACCAGAGGAAUACAAACAUAACAGGAAACCGGCCAGUGCCCCGUGUGGGCCUGAGUCUUGGGCAGGCAGUGGGCGUGGGAUAGCAGCUUCCUGAAUGCCCCCACCUCCCACCCCAUGGCCCUGCCCAGAACUGAUGGCCUUCAUUAGUCCAUGGCACUUAUCUUGGAACCACAGCCACUGACAGAACAGUCCCUGCCCUUCUCUGCCUGCCCGGCUCCCAGCAGUGCCAUGGGGAACUGCAUGCACGGGGGUGUCCACCUGGUGCCUGAGGAGAACCCUACUACGUUCGUGUUUGAAGGGGAUAUGUUGGAUGAGUUUAAUGAUUCCUAUGAACUGGAAUAUAACAACACCGACCUGGAAGCAGCUGCCCCCUGCCACUCCUGUAUCCUGCUUGAUGACUCCUCACUGCCCUUCUUCAUCCUCGCCAGCAUCCUGGGCAUCCUAGCUAGUGGAGCUUUCCUCUUCACACUUCUCAGACCUCUCUUCCACUGGCAGCUCUGCCCUGACCGGCCCAUCCUGGUACAGCUGGCUGUGGGCAGUGCCCUCUUCAGCAUUGUGGUGCCCAUUGUGGCACCAGGGCUAUCAGGAGUCUACAGCACCCACUUGUGCCACCUGGCCCACUUGGUCUGGUAUAGCUCAGCCUUUGCCCUGGCUCUGCUGAUAGGGUGCCGUGCCUGUCUGGGCCCCAAACUGAGUGCAAGCCAAGUCCCAUGCCUUACCUUGGGGCUCACUGUGGGUCUCUGGGGAGUAGCUACUCUACUGGGGCUGCCUGUCCUGGCCAAUGAUGUGCCCCAUGGACUCUGCGCCCUGACAUUCAGCCGGGGCCGAGGGGUUUUGCCAGCCAUACAUGCUGCAGCCUGUUUUUCCAUCUUUUUCUUGUUGCCACUGGGUUUGUUGGGAGCUAAGGGGCUAAAGAAGGCAUUGGGCAGGGGACCAUGUCCCUGGGUUGAUAUCCUGUGGGUCUGGUUCAUUUUCUGGUGGCCUCAUGGGCUGUUUCUGGGAUUAGACUUCCUGGUGAGGUCCAAGUCCUUGAAAUUGUCAACAUGUCUGGCCCAGCAGGCCCUGGACCUGCUGCUGGAACUGACAGAUGCCCUGGCAAUAUUGCACUGUGUGGCUACACCCCUCCUCCUAGCCCUGUUCUGCUACCAGGCCACUCGCACUGCCGCACCCUCCCUGCCUCUCUCAGCAAGAGAGUCUUCUCAUCUGGACACCAUUGGAGGCAAAUCCUUCCCACCUGUCAAGCUGAAUUAAACUCUAUGCUGCUUUUAUGAA
Molecule: messenger RNA, 2145 nt
Organism: Equus caballus (horse)
Lineage: Eukaryota; Metazoa; Chordata; Mammalia; Perissodactyla; Equidae
Gene: ACKR1
Product: atypical chemokine receptor 1
Biological process (GO): chemokine-mediated signaling pathway; inflammatory response; regulation of chemokine production
Cellular component (GO): membrane
Molecular function (GO): C-C chemokine binding
Source: RefSeq, a predicted model, not a curated record